UUGACAUUGUUUUUUUAAUUCAAUUAACUUAUUGUCUCAUAACAACAGUAAGAAAAAACAUCAGUAGUUACUGAAACUUCUCUUUCUAUUUGUACACAUUUGUUUUAAAGUGUAUUAAUUAAAUAAAAUGGAUGGAAACUAAAAUCAUAUGAUCUCUGUUACAAUCUUUGCUUCUUUAAGGUCACUUUAUAUAUCACUAUGAAAAAAUUACGUAAACAUAUCCCUCAUCAAAACAUUUAUUUUGUUCUGGAGCACAGUACUCUCUAUCCCGUAGGAAAAUUCCUGGGGGCUGUAACAGAACAUAGAGUUGUGAGUACUGUCUGUAGACAUGUGGUCAGAAGCAUUUGCUCAACAGGCUUUAACUGUGCUCUUACAUACAUUAUCUUCAUUUAAGUUCAUCAUACUCUCUGUAGCGGUUCAUGCUAAUGGGAUUGGAAAAACCAGGGCUUACAUAUACAUUUAAAGUUCAUCUCACCUAGGCUUAUGGAAAGCAUUCUCCAGACCUUGGCUGUGGGGCCUGUGUAUCUAUCAUUUAACUCCUUAUAAUCCCCAGUAACGACUCAACAUUUGUUAAGGAUAUACUCCUUAACCUGCUGUAGUCAGGAGUUGCCUCAGUAGAUCACCUGUCUCCACGUCUGUCUUAGGUCCCUUUUCUAUAAGAUAAUAGUUUUUUCAGGUUUUCCGAAAAUUUCUGCCAAGAGUCGAAAAAGUGAGUUGUUUAAUGGGUAAGAAGUAGCCUUUUUGUUAAUUUUCAUUCUUACACGUCGAUUCCCCUUAACAGUGGAGCGUUUUCCGGUGCACUUCCGGGUUUAAUUUCAACCUCGCCCUCGAUGCAAAAAAGUUAUAGCUAUUCCAAUUUCUGUACUCGGCCUCUACAAUUAUAAAACGAGCUAGGAUAAGCCCACACAGCAUUUAAAACGUCGCCAUUUCAAAUGCAGAAAUAUGAAUGACUGCAACCUCAUAGGCUGCGAAAAAAAGACUCGAUUCAUGUUGGCUUUACAAGUAAUAUGGAUGGCCAACGAGCAAUACUCGCCGUUGUGUGUGAAGCGUUUAUAGAUCUAUUAUGCCAGGCCGAGUCAUCACACCGGAAGAGCAGAGUUUUGACCGUGAGUGAAUGAAUAAACCACGAUUGUCAUUUGGUUGUUUCUCAAACGCUGAGCAAUAACUAAGAAAGGAGAUGUCAGGUGGAGUUUUGAUGUUAUCUCCCACACUGAUGCCUCAACAAUGAUGUGUAAACAUCCUCAAGCAGAUAUUAAAGAAUGGCAAGGUUUAAGCGCAAAUUUUGCAUCACAUUGUUAGCUUUUGUGUUGCUUCUCCUUAUUAUCACUGUGAUCUUAAAGGCCCUUACACCUGAAGACUCUCCGAUUAGCAGCCAUCUAGGGGGGGGUCUGUUUCCAGACAGAAAAGAUGACAGUAGUGGUGAGAGCAACAACAAAAAACUUAGUGAGAUCAAAAUGAAUAACACAGUUAAGACAGAGAAAAACAAACAACUGGAGGCUUUGAUGGGGACAUUCCCUCCUCCCAACUACUACCUUCACACCUUCUACUAUACAUGGUAUGGGACCCCUAAAUUUGAUGGAAAAUACAUUCACUGGGACCAUCCACAGCUGGCACACUGGGACAUGAAGGUGGCUCAGAAUUACCCACAGGGCAGACAUAGCCCUCCGGAUGAUAUUGCGUCUAACUUUUACCCCUCUUUGGGAGCUUACAGCUCCAGAGAUCCCUCUGUUAUAGAGGAUCACAUGCAGCAGCUGCGAUCAGCAAGUAUUGGUGUCAUAGCUCUUUCGUGGUAUCCGCCCAAUUACAAGGAUGAUAAUGGUGAGCCCACAGAUGACAUUGUGCCAUUGCUGCUGGAUGUGGCACAAAAAUAUCACAUUAAGGUUGCUUUUCACAUUGAACCCUACCAAGGGAGAGAUGAGGUUAAUAUGUUCUCAAAUGUCAAAUACAUCAUAGAGAGAUACGGUGAGCACCCAGCGUUCUUCAAGUAUCUGACUAAUACUGGCAACAGUCUUCCACUCUUCUAUGUAUACGACUCAUACCUGAUGAAUUCUGAGCAGUGGGCCAAGCUGCUGAAACACACCGAAAACAACAGCAUCAGGGACACACAGUAUGAUGCUAUCUUCAUUGCCCUUCUGGUGGAGGAAAAACAUAAAAGAGAAAUCCUCACGGCUGGUUUUGAUGGCAUCUACACUUACUUUGCUACUAAUGGAUUUUCCUAUGGGUCCACUCAGCGGAACUGGGACUCGAUUAAAGCUUUCUGCGAAGACAACAACCUCAUGUUCAUCCCAAGCAUUGGCCCAGGAUAUAUCGACACAAGCGUCCGGCCCUGGAAUUUUCAAAACACCCGAAAUCGCAUUAAUGGCAAAUAUUACGAAACCUCAUUUAGCUCAGCCAUAGAAGCCAGAGGUGAUUUUAUAUCAAUAACAUCUUUUAAUGAGUGGCACGAAGGAACGCAGAUCGAAAUGGCAGUUCCGAAGAAAAGCCAGACUGUGUACCUGGACUACAUGCCUAAUAAACCUUCAAUCUACCUAGAAAUAACUCGCAAAUGGUCGGCCAUAUUUGAUAGUGAGCGACGCAAGUGGCCUCGUUCACAAUAAGUUCUCCAAGAACUUUGGCUAGUAAUUGUUACUGAUAUGAUAUGGGAAUAUUCAUAUGUUCCAUUCCAUGCAUGAUUUCCUCAUAUUAUCUAUGGCUCAAUGGAAACCGAAUAGAAAUAAAUGUAAAAAAAAAAAUCAAGAUUUUUACAUGGAUAAAAUGUAAUAAGCUUAAAUUACGGUUUGCAACAAUGUCUAAUAACUGCUACUACAUACUGUAUUGCCUUAAUGUUUCCAUAGAUUAGUGUUCGCCAAACCUUUGAGCCAUGACACAUAUUUUACACUAGUUAAAUCCUACAGGGAACUACCAAACAAAUGUAUAUGCAAUGACAUGAUGAUCUUCUAGCUUCAAAUUACUUAAUUUUGUUGUUCAGUGUGAACCUGGGCCUGUUUAGUUGAACACAAUAAUUGAAGAAAGUCACAAGAACUUCAACUGCUCUGAGUCUGUCUUUUAAAUUUCAUGGCCAACAUCUGCCACAAAGUGGAUUUAAUAGGUCUGUCCCUGUUGCACAGAUAAACAAAUAAAUGUUACUUGCAGUAAAAUAAAAGUUUUCAGAGCAAUUGAGAUGUAAAAUUGGAUAAUUUUUAGAUUUUUGGAUAAUCUUGGGUGCACUCGAUGAUCUCUCAUGACAAACUAAUGGGCCGUGGCACAGUGGCUCGGAAGUUGACACUUCUCCGCAUAUAUAUUGAAAUUACUAGGGCAGAAUUAUUGAUGUUUGACAAUUACUUACCUCAUUACUUGACAUCAUUACUUCAUUUAUGUAUGUAACACUAGAUAGUGUGAACAUAGUAAAAGGCAACCACUGAUCUUAUGAUAUUUCCUCCAUUCAGUGUAAUAAGUCUAGUAAUAAAAAAAUGGAUUAUGACACGUUGAUUUAAUAUUUUUAAAAACAUUAAUUCAAAUGUAAAUGUAGUCAUUUUAUAUUCAGAGGAUGAUGUUGAAAACCUGCAUGACAAGAAUAAAUGCCUCUAGCAAAACAUGUAACUUCAUUUUGCUAGAGGCAGAGCUGAGUAUUCUUCAGUUAUAUUGAAUAAUACUGAAUAAAUACGUGUUAUUAGCUUAAA
Messenger RNA from Cynoglossus semilaevis (tongue sole), 3659 nucleotides. RefSeq names its product mannosidase, endo-alpha (gene manea). Gene Ontology annotation, molecular function: alpha-mannosidase activity. Gene Ontology annotation, cellular component: Golgi membrane. NCBI's taxonomy places the organism in Eukaryota, Metazoa, Chordata, Actinopteri, Pleuronectiformes, Cynoglossidae. The record is from RefSeq and is a predicted model, not a curated record. Bases 1260 to 2597 code for a protein of 445 amino acids. The transcript has 5 exons.